Molecule: messenger RNA, 582 nt
Organism: Setaria italica (foxtail millet)
Lineage: Eukaryota; Viridiplantae; Streptophyta; Magnoliopsida; Poales; Poaceae
Product: BTB/POZ and MATH domain-containing protein 2-like
Exons: 3
Coding region: 1-582 (193 amino acids)
Biological process (GO): protein ubiquitination
Molecular function (GO): protein binding
Source: RefSeq, a predicted model, not a curated record
AUGGCGGAUGUUCUGCAAUCUUUCCUGCCCAAGGACCUCGGACGUCUCCUAGCAACAAAGGAGGGUGCUGAUGUGGACUUUGAGGUUGGUGGCAUGGUGUUCGCCGCACAUAGGUGUGUUCUUGCUGCUCGAUCGCCAGUUUCCAAGGCUGAUUUAUUUGGGCCGACAAUGGAGGAAAACACUAGCUACAUACGCAUCAACGACAUGAACGCAGAAACAUUCCAGGCGUUGUUGCACUACAUUUACACCGACUCGUUGCCAGAUAUGAACGAUCAAGAAGUAGGGGCCAUGGCUCAUCAUUUGCUAUCUGCAGCAGAUAGGAUACACUUCCCGGGCUUGGUCGAGCGCGGUGGACGGGUGGAGCCGGCCUACACGUGGGACCACUACGUCGCUGCCGAUGACUUUGCUGACCGUGAAAAUAGGUCAUUCCCAAACAAGGCAUUGCAGGUGAAGGGUGAGCUGUGGGACUUCUACAGAUGCCAGGAGGGUUUCGAGGCCCGGGUGAAUGCCAUCUGUGAUGAGGUUGCCAAGAAGCUUGUGAAGGAUAUGCACUACGAGUCGCGCAUCCAAGCCAUCAUCUAA